AUGACCCGGCGCCCCUGUCGAUCUAACAGCUCCGCGAGGCCCUUCGCCGGACCAGGCACCGUCGCACCCAGUCCGCACCUCCGGCUCAGCCGCUGGAAGGCGGAGAGCAGCCUGCACCCCCACAUCUUGGCAGCCCUCGCCAAGAUCUAUGAGGGCCCCGCUGCGCAUGAAGGGCUCGGGACGGGCAUGGACUGCGGGCAUGGAUCUCGGAGGGCGUCCUCGCCAUCCGCGACAUCGGCCCGGCUGCCUCACCCCCCCGCGUCACUGGGCCUCUCUGCCGCCCACUCCGACGCCUCCACCUCUGCGCCAAGCCCAGCUUCCAGCGCCCUCGUCCUCUCAACACGGGGCCCACGGCGGAGGAGGCAGGGCCCCGCCCGGCGCUGGAAGGGUCGGGACGCCCCAGCCUCCACCUCCGACUACCGGCGUGUGGCCUUGACGUCGCGGUGUGUGGCCCGUCAGCGCCCAGAGGCAGCUCGGGACUCUGGCGAGGAGGGCGCGGGCAGCCAGGAGGAGAGGGACGCAGCAUACCUCGGCACCGUCCGAUCAGCCCUGACCUCGGGGCGAAAGGAGGCGGCCGCCACCAAGCUCAGCGACGAUACCAUCACCCUCUUCCUCAACUCACUGGGGGACACAUUUGUCCUGAGCAAGGCCCAGGAGCUGCGCAUCGCUGGCAUUUACCAGAGGGCGUGCGCCGUCGAACGGACGAUGGCAGCAGCUGCGGGCACGACCCUGGAGGGGCAUGAGGCGGUGGAGGCAGAGGCAGUAGACAUGCAGCAGUUGCAGUUGAAUAAGGCUGAGGCCCACGAUCUGAUGGUCCAGUUCAAUCUGAGGCUGGUCAUCUCAGUGGCCAAGCGCUACCGUAAUCUGGGAGUCCACCUCUCAGACCUGAUCCACGAAGGGAUACGGGGGCUUAUCAAGGCUAUCGACCGCUUCGACCCUGGAAAGGGCUUCAAGUUCUCGACAUACUCCCAUUUUUGGAUCAGGCAGAGCAUCGUACGAUGCAUAGGAGACCAAGGAAGGGAUAUCCGGUUGCCCUCUGCUGUGAUGGAGACCAUCCAGAAGCUCACGCGCAUCCAGAGCGAGCUGCAACGACCAGCUGUAACGGAUGAGUCAGUGGACUACGCUGACCUGGCACGUGCGGCAGGGAUGCCCCUGGAACGGGUGAUGUUCUUCAUGAGCAUAGCCACCCCGCCGGUGCACCUCGGCCAGAACGAGGAGCUGAGGGGACGGGAGGACGGGAGUGACUACAAUUUCCUGCAGGACAUUGAGACACAGGGCCCCAGCAUCGAGGAUGAGCUCACUGAGGAGGAGAACAGGCUGUUUCUCUUGCAGAAUUUGAACCUCAUCCUUUCCACGCUGCCCAAGCGGGAGCGCAACAUUCUGCGACUGCGCUAUGGCCUGCUGAGCAUGGAGGGGACGCCCGGGUCGGACAGGACCUCCCCAGGGUCGAGCCAGGGGAUGGACCUGAACGACCUGGGGCUGGCUUACGGCCUGUCGAGGGAGAGGGUGCGCCAGCUGGAAGAUAAGGCCAUGGCCCACCUGCGCACCCCUUGGAGGCAGCGCCUGUUUGCGGAGCUGGAUGCGGGGGGGAAGCUGUCGCCCCAGGCCGCCAGCACGCUGGCCGUCUGUGCGGCCCGGGUCAAUGAUCCCUGGUCCAGCUGA
Auxenochlorella protothecoides is the source of this 1662-nucleotide messenger RNA. Its product is annotated as RNA polymerase sigma factor SigA. Lineage: Eukaryota; Viridiplantae; Chlorophyta; Trebouxiophyceae; Chlorellales; Chlorellaceae. The transcript is spliced from 5 exons. The coding region runs from base 1 to 1662 and encodes 553 amino acids. Gene Ontology annotation, molecular function: DNA-binding transcription factor activity. Gene Ontology annotation, biological process: regulation of DNA-templated transcription; DNA-templated transcription initiation. The record is from RefSeq and is a predicted model, not a curated record.